Pogonomyrmex barbatus (red harvester ant) is the source of this 760-nucleotide messenger RNA. RefSeq lists its product as uncharacterized. Lineage: Eukaryota; Metazoa; Arthropoda; Insecta; Hymenoptera; Formicidae. The record is from RefSeq and is a predicted model, not a curated record.
GCGGAAACGUGAAGAAAGACUCGAGGCUCGAGUUUGUUGGUCGCGCCAAUUUCGCGCGGCAAAUCCAAAAAUCUAAGAAUUCGGACGAUAUAUUUGACAAAAAAAAAAUGGCAUUUCCACAAUCACAUCAACAGGAAUUAAUCGAACUGGCCGAAUUAACAGGAAUUUCUGCGGUACCCGGUGUUUUCCGCAUUGUGUUGGAAUUAUUAGCAUUACAAGUAUCUCCAGAAGAUAUUUACACUCUUCUUAAACAAAUCUCGACAAAAGCAUCGAAACCAUUGAGCCAACGGAUGACAAAUGAAGAGGGGCAAGCUUCUGGUUCAUCCACAAAAAAAUAAUCCACUAGGUUUACUGAUUGACAAUUCAAUCCUUAAUUACUGCAUAAUAAAAAAAGAAUGUACUUAAUGUAGAUAAAAUUAUAUAAGAAAUUCUUUAAGUAAUUUACAGAUGUAAAUAGCAUCUAACAAUUUACACUUUUUAGUAGUUAUUAAUAAGAAUUGGUACAUUUUGUAAGAUAUAAUAUGACACAAUUGUUCAGUUUAUCCUUCUCAAUUUCAAUAUUAAUGAAAUUAUGCUUAUUUGUAUUUUUGUAUGAAACCAAUAUAUCUUCAAUUGUAAUAUUAUUUUAGAAAUUUAUGUAGAAAUAUAGUAUAGCCUAUAAUUUUAAGAACUUUUUGUAUCUCUGAUAUGCAUUAUAUCUUUUACAAUAGCUUACUUUAAUUGCUUAAGAAACAAAGAAUAUAUUAUGUAUGAUUUAUUA